AUGAUCACCUGUUUUUAUCAAGCCAAACUAGGAGAAAUAUUCUGCAAUGUUUCGGUGACAUGGUGCAAAAGCCUCACAAGUUAUUCCCUCACCAUCAAAGUGGACAAGAAAGCCUCUAAGGAAAACCAUUACACAUGCAAGAUUGAUUUGAAAAAUAACCAAUUUUGGGGCAAGAAAGGCCUCAAGUCCUUUGCCGCGGAUGGAGAGCGCGUCGACCUUUUUUGGGACUUUCGGUUGGUGAAAUUCUCAAGCUCUCCUGAGCCAUGCUCAGAUUACUAUGUUGCCUUGGUGUGCAAGGAAGAGAUGGUUUUAUUGCUAGGCGAUUUGGAGGAUGUUGCCUGUAAGAGAACAAGGGCAAGACCAUCCUUGGAAGGAGCUACCUUGUUGCACAAGAAAGAGAAUGUGUGUGGGAAAAAUCUUUUUUGCACUAAUGCCAUGUUGAAUGCCGGGAAGAAAGAGAAUGAAAUUGUCAUUGAGAACUCCUUGUUGGGGCCUGGUGAUCCCGAGAUGUGGAUAAGCGUGGAAGGGGCGGUGGCGAUUCGGGUUAUGAACUUGAAUUGGAGAUUUAGAGGGAAUGAGACUUUGAUGGCGAACAAUGUGCCAAUUCAAAUCUUCUGGGAUGUUCAUGAUUGGUUAUUCACCAGCCCUGGCUCAGGCCAUGGCUUGUUUAUUUUCAAACUUGGCUCACCGGAUUCGACAAAUACCGAUUUCUAUGCACGAAAUUGUAGUGAAGUACGCUAUAAUGAUAGCAAAUAUGAUAAUGACUCGCCCCAAGGCAGUUUAUCAACAAAUGAGUAUUGCCAUUAUCUAAUUAUGGUUCCGAGUUCUAGAAUCUAUAUACCAAAGGUGCUAGAAAAGAUUCAAAAUAUAUUUAGGUGCUUGUAA
Molecule: messenger RNA, 885 nt
Organism: Morus notabilis
Lineage: Eukaryota; Viridiplantae; Streptophyta; Magnoliopsida; Rosales; Moraceae
Exons: 2
Coding region: 1-885 (294 amino acids)
Source: RefSeq, a predicted model, not a curated record